This is a messenger RNA of Cyprinus carpio (common carp), 1868 nucleotides long. RefSeq lists its product as uncharacterized. Lineage: Eukaryota; Metazoa; Chordata; Actinopteri; Cypriniformes; Cyprinidae. The record is from RefSeq and is a predicted model, not a curated record. Bases 1 to 1071 code for a protein of 356 amino acids. The transcript has 5 exons.
AUGGCCACUGAAGCUUUCCACCAGCUCAAACAAGCCUUCAAGACCGCUCCGAUCCUAGCUCAUCCUGAUCCCAACCGACAGUUCAUAGUGGAAGUGGAUGCUUCAUCGACCGGGGUCGGAGCAAGCCUGGUGAUGAUGUCGUACCUCCUCCCUCCCGCCAUCGAAGAAGACAACAACAUCUUUCGGGUGAGAGCUAUCCUCGACUCUCGACGACGGGGUCCUCAACUGGAGUACCUCGUAGACUGGGAGAACUACGGCCCGGAGGAGCGUUGCUGGGUAAAUCGUAAUGACAUCCUGGACCCUAGCCUGGUCACCGACUUUCACCGAGACCAUCCAGACCGCCCCGCUCCCCGUGGCCGUGGUAGACCCCGUCGUCGUUCAAGAUCCCAGCCGUCAGGAGCCGCCCGUGGGGGAGGGGUUAUUGUUUGUUGUUCAGGUGUGUUUGGUGUUGAUGCAGUGCAGUCAGUAUCAGUGACGGAGGGAGAAUCUGUCACUCUAAAUGUGACUGAUAUACAGAUCAAUGAUGAGAUCGAGUGGAGGUUUGGACAAAUCCUCAUUGCUGAAAUCAACAAAAAGAACUAUAAGAGUACAUUUUAUGAUGAUAAUGCUGAUGGGAGAUUCAGAGACAGACUGAAGCUGGAUCAGACUGGAUCUCUGAUCAUCACAAACACCAGAACCACAGACUCUGGACUUUAUAUAGUAUACAGCAGCACAAGAAAUACUCUGCUCAACACAUUUAAUCUUACAGUCUUUGCUCCUCUGCCUGUUCCUGUCCUCGGCAUUUACUGUCCAAAAAAUUCAUCAUCUUCUUCAUCAUCUUCAUCCCAGCAGAAUUGUUCAUUCCUGUGUUCAGUGGUGAAUGUGAGUGAUGUGACUCUCUCCUGGUACAAAGGAAACAGUUUAUUGUCCAGCAUCAGUGUGUCUGAUCUCAGCAGAAGUCUUUCUUUACAUCUGGAGUGUCUGGAUGAUUCGUACAGCUGUGUGGUGAACAAUCCCAUCAGAAACCAGACUCAACAUCUGGACCUCAGCCAAAUCACAUGUUCAGACUGUCGCUGUUUGUGGUUCUACUGAAGCUGUGAUCUGAUUGGCUCUCUCUGCUCUAGCUGCUGUGGCUGCUGUUGCUGUGCUGGUUUAUGACAUCAGAUCCAGAAGUCUUCAACAGAAGAGAGAGCAGAUUUCACCAUCACACAAAGAUUAAACAGAUUUGCAGGAAUGCAGAGAUGAUUUUGUACCACUGGAGACAUUAUGACAUUAUAUCUCCUUUGAGUAAAUGAGCAAAUGUAAUUUAAGUGAUUUUGAAUUCAUUUUCUUUAAAUGUAAAGUUCAUUCAUUUAUAUUUUAAUGUCACUUUUAUUUUUUAACAAUAUUAUUAUUUCUAAAGUGGUUCUGUCUGCUGUUACAAGACAGUGUUAACAUCCUGCUGGUGUCUUGUUGAAUUUUACUUUUUACUUACAGUUAAGCAUUUUUUCUUCUUCCAUGAAACAUAUUAGACACUGCUGGCCAGUUAUUGCAAUAAUAAAUAAUAAAAAAAAUGCUAUUAGAAUGUCAAUUGAAAAUAACAUUUUAAUGUUAUUAUAAUGUUUGGUUGCAACUAUUACAUGAAAACAAAUUGCCAAGAGAGAAACAUUUCAGUGAAUAUAUAUUCAAACCUUGCAAAUGUCUUUUAACAUGUCAGAAACAUUAAUCUAUAUAUAAUCAUUGGGCAUUUCUGUUGAGAACACACUGUGAAACAGUUCUAGGAAGAUGUCGACCACUGGACUGAAGAAAAAACCAUUGGGUUUGAACUGUGGUGUUAAAAAAAGGUGACCGCAGCCACACAAUCACAAAAAUAAAUGUGUGAGCUUUAGUCACGUCAGUUCUUUAGUUUA